AUGGACCCUAUAGAAUCUACUACAACUACAACGCCUGGGUUAACUAUCAUUCGUCUAAAACGCAAGCGAAAUGAAGAGCCAUUAGACGCGCUUGUUGUCCAACAACUUUUUGAGAGUGGAAAAAAGAAGGCUAAACGUAAUGACAAAGAAGCGAAAAUUGAAGCUAAAGUCGAAGAGAAUCUGAAAGUUGAAAACGUUGAAAACGUGAAAGAAGAACCAAGAGAGUCUAUACCAUUCAUAUUUCGAUUCGCAAAGACGGUUGAAGAGAUUAGCUUUAAUGAUUCAACUAAAACGCAACAAUUGAAAGAUCAUAUAGUGAAACUAAUAAGUCGUAAAGAUAUCUUAAAACGUAAAGGAAUUGAAACUAAGCAAAUUCGGGAAGAACAAAUCGCACGCUUCAAUGAAAGUGGUCGAAAAGAAAGAUAUAAAGUUAUUGAUAGAAAUAGACAAAAGAGCAACAGUUCAUUGAUUACUUCGGGUGACGACGUCGAAGAUGAAGACGAGGUUGCCACAAACUUAUUUAAGAUGUACGACGCGGUUAAGGAAAACGUAUCACUUAUUGAACCAAAAUUUGUUGAGAAAGAUGACAUAGAUUCUGAAAUUAUGUGCAAUUUUAUUCCUAUGGUGCGACAAUAUCUUUCACUUCAAGAACAAAUCGAUAAAGAAGAUUCCGAUGAUGCUUACGUUUAUGAUGUGUACUAUCGGGAUGAUGCCAUGGAUUUAGAUGAUCGGAUGAAUUUCAAUAAAAUCGCUACAUUGACAUGGUUUAAUGAUGAUGGGAAUGAAUUAUUCGUUAACGAAUCGGAUGAAAAGGAUGAGAUUGUUUAUUCCGAUGAAGAGGAUUCUAACGCCGAAGAUUAUUAUACUCAUGAUUAUCCUGAUGAAGAUGAAGAAGCUUGGAGCGUACAAGAAGAUAACUCUGAUGAUGACGAAGAUCGUUAUUAUUGA
Molecule: messenger RNA, 948 nt
Organism: Funneliformis mosseae
Lineage: Eukaryota; Fungi; Glomeromycota; Glomeromycetes; Glomerales; Glomeraceae
Source: the annotation of a GenBank genome assembly